Messenger RNA from Bombus impatiens (common eastern bumble bee), 843 nucleotides. It is a transcript of the gene Rsph9, whose product is annotated as radial spoke head protein 9 homolog. NCBI's taxonomy places the organism in Eukaryota, Metazoa, Arthropoda, Insecta, Hymenoptera, Apidae. The record is from RefSeq and is a predicted model, not a curated record. Gene Ontology annotation, biological process: axoneme assembly; motile cilium assembly; cilium movement involved in cell motility. Gene Ontology annotation, cellular component: radial spoke; axoneme. The coding region runs from base 1 to 843 and encodes 280 amino acids. The transcript has 4 exons.
AUGGAAUGUCUGAAACUUUUAGAAACUCUAGAUAUCUUUGGUUACGCUGGCAUAUGCGUGGGAACAGAAAACUCACAGCUAUUACAAAAUUCUCUCAUAAUAUUGCAACAAGAAAAUCAUUUUCAAAAGUGUUAUUAUUGGGGUAAAAUCUAUGGGGUUCGAAAUGAUUAUCAUAUUGCGUUUGGUUUUGAAAAAGAUUGCUUGAACGAUCAAGUAUAUUACUACAGUACGGAUGGCUUAAAUUGGUUAUUACUACCGAAAGCAAAUAAAUGUGCACGAUUCUUGACACCUCUUACAAUUAAUAAGUUCGAAGGGGAUCCUUCUAUAGCCACCAACGUUUAUAAUGUUAAUCCUCCGUUCCCGCCAAACGAAGAUCCCAAAAAGUAUUACGACGGCCCUAUACCAAAAGAACUGAAAGAGGAAGACAGACUGGCAGCUACGAUAGAGAUAAUUAGAGAAGAUGCCAUCAUAAUUCCUCGUGGUGCAUGGUUUAAGUGUCCCAAUGGGAACGUAAUUGAAAAUUUAAGUUUCGAAGGACUCAGUGUUACAGAUGCUUCGUAUUUAAAAUCGUAUUUGCACGCUCGUUCCCCACAACAAAAAUGGAAUACCAAUUUACUUACGAGACCUGAUUAUAAUUACGCAAUAGAUUUUUUAGAUACAAUUGAUAUGGAUGUGCCAUCAGGAUGUUGGAAUCUACAGUUUUUACAUGGCAAACAAUCAGUGAUUUUACAUAGUCUCUUUUGGCCUGGAAUGACGUUUUAUCAUAAAUUACAUAGUCCACAUUAUGGAUUUCUUUACUUUGGACAUGGGAAAAAGAAUAUGGAUAUUGUCUUUAUGUUGUAA